AUGGCAGCUGUGAUGGACAUUGAGAACAGUGUCAAGGUCAAACACAGCUUGGAGCUGCUACAUCGCAUCAACAGAAUGAAGGACGCCGAUGAGUUGACCGACGUGGUACUUGUGACGCAAGGGUCCAGGUUCCCAUGCCAUCGGCUCCUGCUGGCCACGUUCAGCCCCUACUUCAAGGCGAUGUUCACCUGCGGCCUGGCAGAGUGCGGUCAGAGGGAAGUCACACUGCAUGACGUACAGCCAGAGAGUGUGGCCACCAUCCUAAACUACAUGUACAGUUCCGAUCUGUGCCUUACCAACUCCAACGUCCAAGGAGUGGCCACUAUGGCGUACUUCCUCCAAAUGGAAGCCAUUUUCCUGGCCUGCCAGAAGUACAUGUUGGAUCACAUGGAUGCCUCAAACUGCCUCGGGGUUUAUUACUUUGCAAAGCAACUGGGAGCAGAAGAACUGUCUGAGCAGGCAAGUAAGUACCUUCAUCGGCACUUUGCAGAGGUGUGUCUGCAGGAGGAAGUUCUAGAUAUAGACAAGCAUCAGCUGCUGCCCUUUAUCUGCUCUGAUGAUCUCAACAUUUCUCGUGAGGAGACCAUCUUGGAUUUGGUUCUUCGAUGGGUUAAUCAUGACCGGAGGUCACGGGUGGGACACCUGGUGGAACUCCUGAAGCACGUAAGGUUGGUGCUCGUAAGUCCGACCUUCUUGAGGGAGACCCUUAAAAGGAACACAGUCCUUCUCAGCAACGUGGAAUGCUAUAACAUGAUUCAGGUUGCUAUAGAAACCAUUCACAAGGCAGAGCAGCAGCCACCCCUCAGCCUUCGCUAUGGGAUGGAGAACACUGAUUGCCUCCUCUGCAUUGGUGUCAAUGGCCAAGGGAUAAAAUCCAGACAUCGCAGUUACACCGAAGCCAACUACUGCUACGCUCCUAAAACAAAGAAGUCUUACUACAUUGUGUCGCCGAGAUACGGUGAAACUUUGGGAUAUGUUUCCAGUGGAGUUGUGACAGAGAGUAAUGACAUUAUCUUGACUGGUGAAGCUGGAGUGGCGAAACUAUCAAGGCAAAAGACGAAGGACGUGGAGAUAGUGAGGUACCACGUUCGUGGAAGCCAGUACUGGGAGAAGCUUUGCACUGCACCCUUCCGAGAGCUCUAUAGUGUGGGCACGAUCCAGGGGAAUCUGUACCUCAUCGGGGGCCAGAUGAAGUUGAAGAAUAGGUACAUGAUCACAAACUGUGUGGACAAGUACGUCCUGGAGACAGACCAGUGGAGGAGUGUUGCGCCGUUACCCUUGCCUUUGGCGUGUCACGGAACGGUCACCAUGGGCAACCAUAUCUAUGUGAUGGGCGGAUGGACACCUCAGAUGGACCUCCCUGACGAUGAACCCGACUGGCUCAGCAACAGAAUGUUCCGCUAUGACCCAAGGAGGGACAAGUGGACAGAAUGUGGACCCAUGCGGUUCUCCAAAUAUCGCUUCAGUACCGCUGUCCUCAAUCGGGAGAUUUAUGUCCUGGGUGGUAUAGGCUGCCAGAGAGUGGACCAUGGACAGGCUAGGAGAUGUUUGGAUGCAGUGGAAAUAUACAACCCUGACGGGGAUUUCUGGAGGGAGGGACCUCCACUACCAUCACCAAUUCUCUCACUCAGAACCAACUCUACAAACGCUGGGGUGGUGGACGAGAAACUGUACGUCUGUGGGGCAUUUCAUAGCGCAGAUCGACAUGAAGUCAUCAUCAAAGAUAUUUUGGAAUUAGAUCCUUGGGAAAAUCAGUGGAAUGUGGUGGCCCACAAUGUUCUCAUGCAUGACAGCUACGAUGUCUGCCUGGUUGCCAGGCUUAACCCCAGGGAUCUUAUUCCACCACCUCCUGAUGUGGUCGACCAGUGAGAGAUGGACUUCACACCACUUGGCCUUUCUCUAAGCUUGUCCAGGGCUUGGCUGGAUAGUACUUUAGCCUCAGGAGGUGCUAAAUUAGCUCAAAUCUUUCUCCAGAUAACU
Molecule: messenger RNA, 1980 nt
Organism: Hypanus sabinus (Atlantic stingray)
Lineage: Eukaryota; Metazoa; Chordata; Chondrichthyes; Myliobatiformes; Dasyatidae
Gene: kbtbd12
Product: kelch repeat and BTB (POZ) domain containing 12
Exons: 5
Coding region: 1-1869 (622 amino acids)
Molecular function (GO): protein binding
Source: RefSeq, a predicted model, not a curated record